This is a messenger RNA of Notolabrus celidotus (New Zealand spotty), 3473 nucleotides long. RefSeq names its product SPRY domain-containing SOCS box protein 4-like. Gene Ontology annotation, biological process: proteasome-mediated ubiquitin-dependent protein catabolic process. Gene Ontology annotation, molecular function: protein binding. The coding region runs from base 846 to 1706 and encodes 286 amino acids. Lineage: Eukaryota; Metazoa; Chordata; Actinopteri; Labriformes; Labridae. The record is from RefSeq and is a predicted model, not a curated record. The transcript has 3 exons. Gene Ontology annotation, cellular component: SCF ubiquitin ligase complex.
GAUGAGAUCAGAGGGGAUCGGCUUUCAGUGUUUCAUGUCUCUCUCUCUCUCUCUCUCUCUCUCUCCCUCUGUCUCUCUCUCUGUCUCCUCUGUCUGUCUCUCUCUGUCUCUCUGUCUCUCUCUCUGUCUCUCUCUCUCUCUCUCUCUCUCUCUCUCUCUCUCUCUCUCUCUCUCUCUCUCUCUCUCUUUCUCUCUCUCUCUCUCUCGCUCUCUCAAAAAAGGCUGAAGUGGAACUGAGACAGGAGUGUGGCUCAAAGUCUGUAGUGACGGUGCUGCCUUGGAAACACUCUUUGGAGUUGGAGCGUGAGUGUGUUUGGGGGGAAGAAGAGAAGUGAUAGCCUCAGGACAGAUAAGCUCCGGGGAAGGGAAAAAAGAGGGAGGGAACAAGGGAGGAGGCAGAGGUGGGCAGCACUCUGAGGAAAGAGGGAGGCAUUUCUCUUUCUCUUUCUCUCACAGACACACUCACCGGCUGCUUCUCUCUUAUUCUUCUUCCUCCUGUGUGCUCGGGGUUUUCUUUUCUUUUUGCCGGCAGCUGGCUGGAGGAGUUUUGCUGUGUUUUGUCUAGAUCUGAACAUGGACUUGGGCUGAGGGGCUUCACGCAGCGAGACAUCAGAAGAGCCACUGGAGAUUCACUGAUUAGCAGCAGCAGCUCUGUCUCACUGAAGACAUUUGUGGCAUGAUACCAGACUGCCUACCUCUUCCCUUCAUCACCAUCCACCUCUCUCUGGUCAGGGACUCUCACCUCAGCUCCACCGCAUUGAUGAGGUAACGUCAAGCAGCACCCAUCUGCACAGACACCUUCCUCUCUUCCCCUUUUUCCUCCCCCAACCAUUCCCAUCUCAGCCAUGGGACAGAAGAUCUCCAGCGGCAUUAAAUCUGUGGACAGUCGUGGGGAAACUGGAGGCUCACCAUCCUACCGGCCCUUGGCUCACCGAAGGCAACACCCAGAACUGAGGGACCCAGAUUUCUCCAAACCCCCCCGGCUGGACCUCCUGCUGGACAUGCCUUGUGCUGGACCAGAGACCCAGCUUCGUCAUGCAUGGAACCCUGACGACCGCUCACUUAAUAUUUUCAUCAAAGAUGAAGAUAAAAUGACAUUUCACCGCCAUCCGGUUGCUCAGAGCACGGACUGUAUCCGGGGGCGGGUUGGAUACACGCGGGGUCUGCAUGUGUGGAGGAUCCACUGGCCUUCCAGACAGCGUGGCACCCAUGCUGUGGUUGGAGUCGCUACCUUAGAGGCUCCUUUACAUUCAGUGGGGUACACAGCAUUAGUGGGGUCAGACUGUGAAUCCUGGGGCUGGGAUCUGGGACGCAACAGGCUCUACCAUGACAGUAAAAACAGGGCACACGGCUCGCUGCCCUCUUAUCCAUCUUUCCUAGAGCCGGAGGAAUCAUUCACCCUGCCUGACUCUCUCUUAGUGAUUCUAGACAUGGAUGAGGGGACACUGAGCUUUAUGGCAGAUGGACAGUAUCUGGGAGUCGCUUUUAGAGGACUGAAAGGCAAGAAGCUGUAUCCUAUCGUGAGCGCCGUGUGGGGACAUUGUGAGAUAUCCAUGAAGUACAUCAAUGGCUUGGAUCCCGAGCCUCUCCCUCUCAUGGACCUGUGUCGGCGUGCAGCCCGCCUGGCGUUGGGUCGGGAGCGUCUGCAGGAGAUCGAGAGCCUCCCACUGCCCCAGUCCCUGAAAAAUUACCUCCAAUACCAGUGACUGACACCAGCAUAGCACAAUGGAAACACAAGGACUUACACCAGACCACCUGAAAGUCUGGAGAAAGGAAUGAGAUAUGGAAGGUGGAAAUAAAGAGCAGGUGCUGAAGAGGAAGAAAGAGAACGAGCACCAAAGCUAUACAAAAGAUGGAUUGAUAAAAUGAUGGAAGAGGAAUAGCAGGUCAGAGCAUUCAAAAUCGGAGCAGGACAGCACCAGCUUUUUUUGAUCUCCAGCUGCUUCUUUUUUCAGUUUUUGACUUGAAAUAAAUUAUUGAUGAUGGUAUCCCAUCAGUGUCUCACUCACCCUGAAAGAAAACCCAUCCUGUGACGGCUUGGAGUGGUUUACAGGUGACAGAGACUGGUGUUAAGACAAAUAUCGCCACCUAGUGAUGAGAAUGAACACUGCAGCAAGAAAGCACACUAAUCCUUCCAUGGAGGCCUUUCUGACACACUGUCAGUGAUCAUAUCAAUGCUGUGGGAUACUCAAGUGUAUACAUGGUCUUCACAAACACAGGUUACAGGCUACCACAGUGUUUAGCGCUAGUUUUAUUUUGAUCUAGUUGACUCAGGCCCAAUUUAAAGCUCACAUGUCACAGAACAGAUGAAAACGUUGUGUGCAGAGUUUCUUCCCUGGCGUUGUGUAGACAUUGAAUGAGAGAGAAGCCCUUUUCAGAGACAAAAUUCAUUUUUUCCCGUUAUUUAAAAUUUGUUCUGUAAAAGUUUGAUGUUCAAAAUGAUUUGGACAAUGUCAAGAUUUUUUUUGUGAGGAAGGAAGAAGUGAGCCUCAGAAAAAGUGAAAAUAGUGAUAAGAAGGAAAGUAGAUAAGAGAAAAGUGUGCCUGUCAUGGAUUCUAAAAUGUGUUUUGCCUUUUAAGUCUUAAUCAAUGACCAUUGUCAUUGUGCAGACAGCUCAGUACCAGUCCUCACUCCUCAAUUUCAACAUUAGAUAAAUUAUUUUAAUAAUUUAUAAUUUAAUUUAUUUCUAACCUAUUAAACACAAAUCACAGCUGAAUAAAACAACUCCUGUAAGGAUUAAAUUAGUCGAAUCCUUAAUGAAAAUUAAAUUUUCCAAAUGAGCACCAUUAGAUUGCAACCAAUUGAAAGGCCAACGGAAAAAGAAAUGUAUCUUUCUUUAAUAUGUAAUAACGAAAACUGUUUUAACUGCAGCAUAAAAUGUUUUACCUGUAGGAGCUCACACAUCAGAGUAUGAAGCUUAAUGAGAUAAUAAUUUCUGAGUCAUUAAUCAGCGAGCAGGAAAACAUUGAAUCCUUUGUUGUGCAUGCUUUAAACUGCUGCAGCCUUCCAGUUACUGUGGUUAGAUUGAAUUCAAAUCUGCAUUGUGUGGGAAGUGAAGGAGAAAUUAUUCCAGAUCAGAUGUAAUAAACUUCGUCAAGACUUUUACAGAACGAGCUGCAUGCCUGAAAAGGGCUUUAAUAAAGAGACAAACAAGCGGUUUAAAACAGUGACGAGUUUUACAGAGAAGCAUUGCUCACACAAUAUUAAAUAAUUUAUCCUUAAGUCAGUUGGACCAAAGUGUUUCAUCGUGUGUGUGUGUGUGUGUGUGUGUGUGUGUGUGUGUGUGUGUGCGUGUGAGCUCUGUAUUGUGGCCAGUCACAGUAUAACCAGUUCUAACAUGAUGUUUGCAGUAAGAGGAGCCUCACCUGCUGCUGCUGUAGCACCCUGCUGUAGCUCACUGGUACCAGACAUCUGUCUUCUCCCGCACAACUGUCUUAAUGACCACAACAAACAAACAAACAAACAAACAAACA